Messenger RNA from Styela clava, 662 nucleotides. RefSeq lists its product as uncharacterized. NCBI's taxonomy places the organism in Eukaryota, Metazoa, Chordata, Ascidiacea, Stolidobranchia, Styelidae. The record is from RefSeq and is a predicted model, not a curated record.
UCUUAGAAUAAAGAUGGAUUAUAUAAUUUCUGUGAUGUUUAUUACUGUCGCAGGACUCGCAACAAUUUCAAUUGCAGGAAAUACUGUCUCCCCAACAGCCUCGGGUUUAAGCAUGGACAGCACUUCUAGUAUGAUUUACUCUACUGUAUCGUCGAAUAGCACUAACAUUACAAAUUAUACAUCGGAAGUGACUGCAAGCACUCCAUCGACAAGAAACCCAGUGAUUCCUAAUAAAGUGUUGAAAAUUCCGAAAAACAAAAAAGAAGUAGUGAGAGGAUGCAAAUAUUAUUGUUUAGUGAAUAAAAAAACUCGUGAAAUGCGCAACUGCUUUGAUGAGAUGACACGUCCCCAACAGAGAAAGUGUCUAAUGUGUCGUCACAAAUGGGCGAGAUGCAAAAAAUACGACGCUAUGUAUAUCUGAUUGAAUAUAAAUUUAUCGAAAGAUAAUUAAUGUUAAAUCAGUGUUUACAAAGCAAAUUUAUUGAAUAUAUCAUAGUGUUUAAGAGAUGAUUGUGUGAAAAGUAUCUAUUAUAAGAAAUUAUGUACUGUAUAUAUAAAAUUGUGUGUAUCAACUGUAGCAAAAAAAAGUAUAAACUUUUUUUCAUUUGUUCAAGCAUUGAACAAAAUGAAUUGGUGGCGCGAUUCAUCUGAAUAAAAUAUCU